GCGAGGCAGUAUUGCGUUGCACACAGUGACUUCACAAUGAAACAGUUUCAUUGCGUCUAUAAGUAGAGUAGGACGCAUACUCACAAAGGACAUCAACUACUGAUCUUGAACAUCAUUGCAUACCCAACAUGACAACUACUGGUACCGCUGCACAAGUCCUUGGCAUAUCCGUGGCUCUUGUAGGAGCUGGUGGUAUCGCUGCUCUCAGUCUUUUCGAUGUUCCCGAACUCCAAGCACAACCGGCAGAUCGAUCACUUCCUGCCAUCAGAUGGUUGUUCUCAAGAGGCUCUCAUAUCUUUCCGCAAGCUGCUGCCCUUUCUGCGGCUGGCUUCGCCUAUGCAGCAUACGACACCCUUCCGCAACACACUAGAUCUCUAAGCCAACUUCUCAAAGGCACAAAUCCCAAGACCAACGGCUUUCUAGCAGCUGCCGUAUUGGCGAUCUCGAUUGGGCCAUUUACGUCCUACAUGUUGUCAAACAAUUUUGCACUUGUCGAAAAGAAUGAGAAGUUGGGAGGUGCGCGUAGUCAGAAGUCUGCUGAGCAACAACGUCAGCAAGGUCGGCGACCUGGUCAAGGCAGCGCCGAGGAUUCCGUCAAUAACAUACGUGGUGUUGAUGAGUUCCGAGAUCUGAGCAACCCGAUGGCAAAAACUGAUUUAUCGUCAUCUGAGGCAGAUGAUCGUGAAGUGAGGGAGAGGCUAGGGAAGUUUGGUGGGCAGAAUAUGGUGCGGGCGGUCUUACUUGGAGGGGGUGGCAUUGUAGGGCUCGUUACUGCUUUACUUUAAAGCGGUGGAGAGCGAGCUUAUGUGGAGGAUCUUAGUGCAAAU
Cercospora beticola is the source of this 827-nucleotide messenger RNA. RefSeq lists its product as uncharacterized. The record is from RefSeq and is a predicted model, not a curated record. NCBI's taxonomy places the organism in Eukaryota, Fungi, Ascomycota, Dothideomycetes, Mycosphaerellales, Mycosphaerellaceae.